AUGAAUAUGUUGGAUGACGAAUAUGACCAAAGCUUUCACGCUACGCGCGACGGCUACUCCCAUUUAAGCGAUGUCGAAUGGGAUGCGGUUGAACGAAUGGGUUCAACCAUGGGCAUCCAUGCUGUUAGCGUCAUGCUAGAAGCUCUCAAUAGAGAUGCCCAACAUGCUACUAUCGCCAAGUUCAUUCAAAAUGAACUUGACGCAGAACGCGAGAAAGUAGCCUUGCUUCACCAACAAGGUUCUCAACAAGCAGAGUUGUUGAGCGAACAGGGUGCUCAACAGUUUGAACUGUUGAGACAGCAGCAGGCUGAUGCUGGCGGGUCAAUGCACUCGCGUCGACCCGAAACCUUGAAGAUUGACAUCUCCAAGUAUAGGGGAGUCGAAGAGGACUCCCUCUUGAGAUCGUUUGUCGAAUUAGACGACGCCAUAAGGGCGCGUCGCAUCGACGACGGGGACAUGCAAGUUGCAUUUGCCCAAUCAAAUCUGGCAGGACGUGCCAAGACUUGGGCUUUGGGACUCGAGUUGCACGACCCAUAUGCGUUUGGGUCGCUAGAAGUCUUCAAGUCGCGGCUCAGACAAACGUUUGAACCGCCUAGAGCUGAGUUCAGAGCUCGAACCGAAAUCUUGAAGCUCGAAUAG
Molecule: messenger RNA, 639 nt
Organism: Peronospora matthiolae
Lineage: Eukaryota; Oomycota; Peronosporomycetes; Peronosporales; Peronosporaceae
Source: the annotation of a GenBank genome assembly